Messenger RNA from Trypanosoma cruzi, 1725 nucleotides. RefSeq names its product signal recognition particle receptor like protein, putative. The transcript has a single exon. Gene Ontology annotation, molecular function: GTP binding; ATP hydrolysis activity; signal recognition particle binding. The record is from RefSeq and is a predicted model, not a curated record. Gene Ontology annotation, cellular component: signal recognition particle receptor complex; endoplasmic reticulum membrane. Gene Ontology annotation, biological process: SRP-dependent cotranslational protein targeting to membrane. NCBI's taxonomy places the organism in Eukaryota, Euglenozoa, Kinetoplastea, Trypanosomatida, Trypanosomatidae. The coding region runs from base 1 to 1725 and encodes 574 amino acids.
AUGAUCGACACCUUGUCGAUUAUCAGCAAUGGGGGUAUUGUCUUGUGGGAGCAGAGUUCGGACAGCUCUGGAAGACGUUUGAUGGUGAACCGUGUUAUUCAGGAGGUUCUUCUUGAGGAUCGUGCAGGUGUGCCGGAGCUGGUGAUCGGUGACUACAAGGUCUGUUGGGCUCUGGAAAAUGACGCUCAAUUUUUUGUAAUGUGUGUCUACCCAAAGUUUCUCCCUUAUCUCCAUAUGGGCGCCUUCUUGCGUGGUAUUGUGAGGACCUUUGCGAAGAAGUAUGGCCGGAUUCAGGACAGUUUAUUUGACGAAUAUGACUUUUCGGCGGAGUUUGCAGAGGCCCUGUCAACCUUAGACGCCGGUGGCGGCGGCGGCGGGCCCGGUGUGGCUGCUGCGGAGGAAGUUGCCGACAGCGGCAGCGGCGGCAGUGAAGAAGGCGAGGCAGCGCAAGAAGCCGAAGGGGAGGAGGGUGACGAGGAAAAGGUGGUGCAGCGAGGUGGCGACAGAAUUGUUACUAAGAGCGGGCAAAUCAUUGGACGUAAGGGAAAUAAAAUGACAGUUGGCGGCAAGCCAGCAGCUUCAACAAAGGUCACAAAAAAAGGUAAACCAUUGAAGAAGGCGACCCGCUGGGAUGAACCCUCAUUUGACCCUGCCGUCAACGACCAGCGGCAGCAGAGGGCUCCCACGCAGGAAGAGUUGGAGGCGCAGGCGGAGGCCCAACGUGCCUCGUUUAUUAAACGGUUGCCAAACGGGAAUGUCGCACCUGUGCGAGAAAAGGAGUGGGAAAACCAGCCACGUGGGCGCUUAGCUAACUGGUUACGCUUGUAUGUCGGGCGACGGGAGUUGGACAGCCAGGAUUUUCAACGAGUUAUUCCCUGCUUGCGUGAAAAGCUGAUUGCCAAAAAUGUCGCUGUUGAGGUGGCGGAGCAUGUUUGUAAGUCCGUAGAAACUUCAUUGGAGGGAAUGAAACUCGGCACAUUUGAUUCUCUUCACCAGUGCAUUGAGAAGGCCAUGACUUCGGCACUUCACCGUAUCUUGCAGCCCAAGCAUGAGGUUAAUAUUUUACGUGCCGUGGCGUCGGCUCAGUCCCGGAAAAAACCGUAUUCUAUAGUUCUUUGUGGUGUGAACGGUGUGGGCAAGUCCACAACACUUGCGAAAAUUGCCUAUUGGCUCCAGCAGAACGAUCACAGUAUUAUGAUCGCCGCAGGUGAUACGUUCCGGCACGGGGCUGUAGAGCAGUUGGAGGUACACGGCCGCUGCUUGGGCGUGCCGGUGUUUCAAAUGGGUUACGGGACCGACCCCUCAGCGGUUGCAGCAGCAGCCAUUGCACAGGCCACCCGUCAGCAGUACGAUGUGGUUAUGAUUGAUACAGCAGGUAGGAUGCAGGAUCACGAAUCACGCAUGCGAGCACUCGCGAAACUUAUUCACGACAAUCAACCUGACCUGGUUCUCUUUGUGGGCGAGGCCUUGGUGGGAAAUAGCGGAGUGGACCAACUUCGUAGGUUUAACCAGUGCCUAGUUGAUUUCUCUCCUGUCGGGACAGUUCCACGCGGUAUUGAUGGAAUUGUUCUCACAAAGUUUGAUACCAUUGACGAUAAAGUUGGUGCGGCGCUCUCGAUGGUUUAUGAACUUGGCCAGCCAAUUGUAUUUGUUGGUUCUGGCCAGACCUAUCAGGACCUAAAAGUCAUGCAACCGGAUGUUGUUGUCAGCGCAUUAAUGGAGUAG